This is a messenger RNA of Phascolarctos cinereus (koala), 3062 nucleotides long. It is a transcript of the gene SYT10, whose product is annotated as synaptotagmin 10. Lineage: Eukaryota; Metazoa; Chordata; Mammalia; Diprotodontia; Phascolarctidae. Gene Ontology annotation, cellular component: plasma membrane; exocytic vesicle. The record is from RefSeq and is a predicted model, not a curated record. Gene Ontology annotation, biological process: calcium-ion regulated exocytosis. Gene Ontology annotation, molecular function: calcium-dependent phospholipid binding; phosphatidylserine binding; SNARE binding.
GCACUCGGGGUAGAGGGAGGAUGUUGAGGGAAGUUUAGGGUCCAGAGUCGUAAGUGAGGUAGGUAGUAUAGGGGUGGGGGAAGGACAGAAUGCGAACCCCGCCUCAAGCUUCGAUAAGUGGGCAGAAACAGAUGCACACCCUUGCAACACAGCAGAUUCUCUUACCUCUCUGCUGCUACCUAUCCCUGAAUUGACUCAAGAAGGGCAAGGAGGAUCCCAGUUCCUCUGCAGCUACCUGUCUAUCCCAAACCCGCGCUACCUUAUUAUUUAGUGUUCGGCCAGCAACCAACCCAGAACGAAUAUUGAGGAGAGGGGAGCAUGAUUUUUACUAGUGGAGAAGUACCUUUUUUUUUCCUUCCUCUCCUUCCCCUCCCCCCUUCUUUACUGUCUCGCCCUAGAUCUCCUUAGUUAAUGCAACUCUCUGUAGCUUUAAGAAGGCUCCAGCAUCUCUCCCUCAUCUAUCCUUUCCUCUCCUCCAGCUAUGGGGCUAACUUGGGGUUCCUAGGAGUUAGUGGUUCCCAAGUGCUCCCAGUCAGCAAAACUCCUGCAGCCAGGUGAUGAUUUAGAAAACAAAAGAAGGUAUCAGACUGAGUUCGAGAAGGGGUGGGUGGGGAGAUAUAAGGAAAAAGAAAGAAAAAAGAAAGAGGAAAAAGAGGAGAGAAGAAAGAAAAUGAGUUUCCCCGAGGACGGGGUGAGCAACCUGUGUCAGAAGGCGCUGCACAUCGUAGCGGAGCUCUGCUUCGCGGGCCAAGUGGAGUGGGAGAAAUGCUCUGGCAUCUUCCCCCAAGACAAAGCCAACCAACGUGGAGGAAUUACAGAUAUUUCUGUCAGUCUUUUAGCUGUAGUAGUCAGCUUUUGUGGACUUGCAUUGCUGGUGGGCUCACUCUUUAUCUUCUGGAAACUCUGUUGGCCACAUUGGAGAAGCAAACUUCUUACUUCCCAUGUCAGUAUCCUGCCACAGAGCAUCUCAAGUACUCCAGUCUCUGAGACUGAGGGAAAAGAAGAGAAAAAAGAAAAUGAGAAGCCAUCUCCACAAAUUGAGACUGCAAUGAAAAUCAGCCAUACUUCCCCUGAUAUACCCACCGAAGUACAGAAUGCUUUAAAAGAACAUCUCAUUAAACAUAAACAUGUCCAGAGACAGACCACUGAGCCCACAUCUUCAUCUCGGCAUAAUUCCUUCAGGAGACAUCUACCAAGGCAAAUGCAAGUGUCCAGUGUUGAUUUUUCUAUGGGCACAGAACAAGUUUUAUGGAGGGGAGAGACAACCACCAGCAUUGGGAGAAUAAAACCUGAGCUCUAUAAACAGAAGUCAGUUGACUCUGAGGGCAGCAGGAAAGAAGAUGUCAAAUUUUGUGGGAAACUUAACUUUACUCUCCAGUAUGAUUAUGAGAAUGAACUACUCAUUGUUAAUAUUAUCAAAGCCCUAGAUUUACCUGCAAAAGACUUCACAGGAACAUCUGACCCCUAUGUGAAAAUAUAUCUUCUUCCGGAUAGAAAAAAGAAGUUUCAGACCCGGGUACACAGAAAGACUUUAAACCCCUUAUUUGAAGAAACCUUUCAAUUUCCUGUAGCGUAUGACCAACUGAGCAACAGAAAACUACACUUAAGUAUAUAUGAUUUUGACAGAUUUUCGAGGCAUGACAUGAUUGGGGAAGUGAUUGUGGAUAAUUUUUUUGAAGUCUCUGAUCUUUCCAGGGAAGCUUCAGUGUGGAAAGAUAUCCAUUGUGCAACUACUGAAAGCAUAGAUCUGGGUGAAAUCAUGUUUUCCCUUUGUUAUUUGCCUACGGCUGGGCGUAUGACAUUAACAGUCAUCAAGUGCAGAAAUCUCAAGGCAAUGGAUAUCACAGGUUCAUCAGAUCCAUAUGUGAAAGUGUCAUUGAUGUGUGAGGGUCGUAGAUUGAAAAAAAGAAAAACAACUAUCAAAAAAAAUACUUUAAAUCCAAUUUAUAAUGAAGCGAUCAUUUUCGAUAUUCCUCCUGAGAAUGUGGACCAGGUCAGCCUCUUAAUUGCUGUCAUGGAUUAUGAUAGGGUAGGACGCAAUGAGGUAAUAGGAGUAUGUAGGACAGGACUGGAUGCUGAAGGUCUUGGACGAGAUCAUUGGAAUGAAAUGCUAACCUAUCACAGAAAACCGAUAACUCAUUGGCAUCCAUUGCUAGAAGUACCUGGACGGGCUACUAGUUUUGAUAGUCAAGGAUCCUGCUCAUCUCCCAAAAAAACAACUUCCACACCUUAGUAUCUUCAAAAUAAAGUUAACAUUGUCAACAUCCAAGAGUAUAUCUUCACCAAAUCCACAAAAACAGACAGUUUGGCUUCCUCAUCUGAACUAUAUACAGAGUUUUAUAUUAAAUUAAUGUUGUUUCUCUUUCUAUUUUGUCUUUAUCUUGGUGAUUAUAAUGACUUAGUAUUUCAGAUAGAGAUAGAAGAAACUUUCCCUCCUUAUUAUGCCUGUGACAUUAUUAUUAUUAUUAUUAUUACUACUAUUAUUGUCAAAGGACCAUACUCUCUUAGUCUGAGUGGUAUUUCUAGAAGUCAUCUUUUAUAUAAGUAGGUACAUCAAAUGCAAAUAAUACUCAUUUAGUAAAAUGCAUAACUAAUACCAUUAUUGUGAAAGGUAGCAUAAUAGUUAUAUGACUAUAGUUUCUAGAUUCUGUAAUUGUAUGGGCAAUUCCACCUGAGUAAACUUAGGAAAGUUAUUUAAACUUCCUAGUAGGAGUAUAUUUCCCUGUCCUUAAGUUGAGAAAAUUCUUUACUAUAGUUCUUUCUACCUCUGAUGUCCUACGUUUUUAUUUGGUACUCUCUUCACUAAUAAAUAAUGGAAGUUUGAAGUUUAUUGUAAAAUUCUCAGUAUAGCUAUCAUCCCCUUCUGCAGUAAUCUUGAGGUUAUUUUUCUGGCAUUAUACUAGAUAUUUUAUCAAUUCUAUAGAAGCUUUUUAUCUCUUGUGAAGAUUUUGGUGUUGUUGCAGCCAGAAAGUUUUUAACUUCAACAUUAUACUUUAACAAUAAGAAGAAAGAAAAUUAUUUGAGGAUAUUUUAAAAACUAUAUCUUGAAUAUAAAUUUAAGA